CCGUUGGUUUUGAGACGGUUGACUAGGAAGACCUUUUGUUUAGCCUAAAGCGUCAUAGAACCUUCCAACUGCAACCAACCAACAAUUGGCUGUUCCUGUGAACCUGCAGGGACAAACAUUUAUCACACAAGCUGUUUAGCAAGGGAGGACGAUUAGAAUAGAUCAAACAGCGACACAUUAGCACUGUACCAGCGUCGAAAGCUAACCGACAUCCACAGACACGAGGAUCGAUCACUCCCGGUACUGACGGGAGGCAGUUUCAAAGGGGCGUGGCCAUACUGUAUGUCACAGUAACGGGCAGUGUGCAAACACCGUACGGGCAACAGUCUACAGUAGACGGUCGAGACGAACACCGCAUCGAUCUCAUCCUUGUACACUGCGUGUGUUUCUAUACUAGUGUUGUUAUUUACUUACAACCACCCAUGGUUGGGGGACUACGAUAGAGACCCACCUGUAACUAUCGACACGCUUCAUUCGAUAUGAAAACUCGCCUCUCAUUGGCUACAUGUGAUUAAAACGUGUCUCCUAGGCAACUAUCACGCGCAUUGGCAUAAGACAACAAGAAUCUUCCAUUGCGUUAAGUGCUUGGCAAGGUGUAGUAACACAGCCUGAAAUACACACAAGUUAAACCCGUGAGUACGUACUGGGAAAUCUCUAUUGGCGAGAUUUGGUUUUGUCUUAGUUGUAUUUCCUUUAUUGAAGUAUCAGUGAAACGCCUGCUAGCACAGAGGGAACCAGGAGAGGACGACUAGUAUUGAUCAGCUCGGAGUUAUGCUGCUGUUCACUUAGAUGACAGUGGUGCGGGUAUAAGGCUGAUCACAAACAACUAGCCGAAUAGUGUCGAGAUAAACUGGCAAACAGAGCACACGCCGUACCUUACUGAGGACAGCGACCAGCAGGAGGACUAAUAACUUCAUUUCAUCAACAUCUUUGUAGAGCAUGGCUUUGUAAUCUUGUGUUUGAGCUCUUCCUGUACAAGUACCAAAUCGGUGACAAUGUCGGAAAACGUCGGUAACGCGGAAUGUGAGGAUUUCCCGGAUAUCGUGGAGCUGAACGUUGGCGGGGUGUUCUACACCUCCACAUUAAAAACUCUCAAGCAGGAAUCCGACUCGCUGUUAGGACAGACAUUCAAUGGCACGGCCGCUCUCAAACUCAUCAAGGAUUCUAAAGGGAAAUAUUUCUUAGACAGGGACGGAGUGCUAUUUCGCUACAUACUCGACUAUCUGCGGAAUAACAAACUUGUUUUACCGGAGAAUUUUCACGAGAAGGAAAGAUUAAAACAAGAAGCGGAAUAUUUCCAGUUACCCGGUCUCGUGAAAUCACUAUGUUCACUGAUAGCAACAACACCGAAAGCCGGAUCAUUGUCGCAAACUAAAGUUCCUCCCAUAUCUAACAGUAACUCCCUCACCUCCGUAACGCCCUCAUCACGACCUGGGUGUAUCACUGUAGGGUAUCGGGGCACGUUCGCUUUUGGACGUGACGGUUUGGCGGACGUCAAGUUCAGAAAAAUAAGCCGUAUCAUUGUCUGUGGUAAGGUGUCGCUGUGUCGCGAGGUGUUCAAGGACACGCUGAAUGAGAGCCGGGAUCCAGAUCGUGGAGUCUCCGACAGAUACACCGUGAGGUUUUUCCUGAAACACAACUUCUUAGAACAAGCUUUUGAUAUGUUAUACGAGGAGGGAUUUUCCCUGAGUAGCUGCUGCGCUUCGGGUACAAACAACGCCGGGGAAAUCAAGGCUGGAAUGGACACAGAAGAAGCAAAAUGGCAACAUUACAAUGAAUUUAUUUUCUCCAGGAAGUAGCAAUACAGAAAUGAAUAUUUAUACUAUAUUUUAGUGUUAGUAGAACAGAUGCGAUUUUGACCAUUGUUUACUGCACGGUUAUACUGUGUGUCGUUUAAAACGAGUAUUUAUGUAUGAAAUGAGAUUGGUGAUAGCAAUGUUAAGCCAAGGAAGAAAAAAACACUUGGAUAAUUCAAAGUGACUAGAAAACGUUAUGGAAUAUCUCUGGAAAUUUUGUGGUGAAUUUCCUCGUGGAUUUAGGUUGACACUUGGUCACAAAUUCUAUAAAUGGAUGUAUGAUUAUGUAGAGCAGGUACUACAUUCCAUCAUAUUUACAUACUGUGGUGUGACUCGCGAACGGUAUGGUCGACAUGCAUAGUUAUAACAAUAUGCACUUCUGAUAAGGCAUGCAAGAGACCAAACGUUGUCUUUCAUCUUUGUUUUCAUCGUUCCCAUUGUAAGUAGAAUCCGUUUUUUUGUAGUUGGUGUAUUACAGACGCUUCAACAACACCAAGGAAACUAAUGGAAAUGCGUAUAUGUUUUCAUUAUCAUCUGGGCUUAAUGCAUUAAAAAUAUGUCGUUGAAAUUUAA
Ylistrum balloti is the source of this 2369-nucleotide messenger RNA. RefSeq names its product BTB/POZ domain-containing protein KCTD12-like. The record is from RefSeq and is a predicted model, not a curated record. Gene Ontology annotation, biological process: protein homooligomerization. NCBI's taxonomy places the organism in Eukaryota, Metazoa, Mollusca, Bivalvia, Pectinida, Pectinidae. Gene Ontology annotation, molecular function: protein binding. The coding region runs from base 996 to 1799 and encodes 267 amino acids. The transcript has a single exon.